This is a messenger RNA of Electrophorus electricus (electric eel), 2670 nucleotides long. RefSeq names its product pinin, desmosome associated protein (gene pnn). NCBI's taxonomy places the organism in Eukaryota, Metazoa, Chordata, Actinopteri, Gymnotiformes, Gymnotidae. Gene Ontology annotation, cellular component: catalytic step 2 spliceosome. The record is from RefSeq and is a predicted model, not a curated record.
CAAGUGUGCAUGCAGUUAGGUGGGCAGCUAAUAAGAUGGCGGUGGCUGUGCGAACUUUGCAAGAUCAGCUCGAAAAAGCUAAGGAGAGUUUGAAAAAUGUGGACGAAAACAUAAGGAAAUUAACCGGCAGGGACCCAAAUGAAUUACGACCGGGUCAGACCAGACGGCUUUCUCUCACAGGCCCAGGUGGAGGUAGAGGGCGGGGAAUCAAUUUGCUGAGGCGUGGACUCUCUGAUGGUAGCGGAGGACCCCCAGCCAAACAGAGGGAUAUUGAAGGAGCACUCUUAAGGCUGGCGGGGGAUCAGAGAGCCCGGAGAGACUCGCGGCAUGACAGCGACGCUGAGGAUGAUGACGAUGUCAAAAAGCCAGCGUUGCAGUCAUCUGUAGUGGCUACCUCCAAAGAACGCACGCGUCGAGAUCUUAUUCAAGAUCAGACCAUGGAUGAGAAGGGGAAACAAAGAAAUCGCCGCAUGUUUGGCCUGUUGAUGGGAACGUUACAGAAAUUUAAGCAGGAGUCUACGGUGUCCACAGAGAAGCUGAAAAGACGGCAGGAAAUUGAACAGAAACUGGAGGUCCAGGCAGAACAAGAGCGUAAGAAAGUGGAGAGCGAGAGGCGGGAGUUGUUUGAGGAGCGACGCGCCAAGCAGACAGAACUGCGUCUCUUGGAGCAUAAAGUGGAGCUGGCCCAGCUGCAAGAGGAGUGGAAUGCCCACAAUGCCAAGAUUAUAAAGUUCAUUCGUACCAAGACCAAACCUCCUAUCUUUUACCUGCCUGGUCGCAUGUGUUCAGCCACCCAGAAACUCCUGGAAGAAUCUCAGAAAAAAAUGAACACCAUGUUGGAAGAGAGGCGUCAGGCUUUUGCCGAGCACUUGAACAAGAUGGAGGCUCGGCCCCGGCGGCAGUUCCUGCGGGCUGGCGACAGGGCAGUGGAGGACGCCAGCCGGGCUGAAGAUCCGAAGAAGGAAGAUGAAGAAGAGGGUAAGCAGAGAGUAAGGCUGACAGGUAACCGACAUGAUGUGGACGAGGAGGAGGAGGAGGAGGAGGAAGAGGAAGAGGCAGGAGAGGAGGAGGGAGAGGAGAGGGAAGAGAGCUCAGAGGUUAGGGAGAGUGAGGUGGUGGAGCAGGAGGAAGAGGUGAAGGAGCAGGCCGAGGGCAAGGCAGAGGGUGGAGAGGAAAACGAGGAAGAGGAGGAAAUGGCAGGAGUGGAGGAUAAGGGGGUAGAGGAGAAGGUGGAGGUUACAGCGGUAGUGAUGGAGUCAGAAGUUCAGGCAGCGCAGGGACAGCGGCAGGAGAAGGGUCCAGAAGCAGCAGCAGUAGAUGAGGAAGGCAAUGACAUUAGGGAGGAAGAGAAUGAGGCAGGGAAGGAAGCUCCUCAGGAUGCCGUCCCCGAAUCCCAGCGGACCUCAGAAAACCACACAGAAGCCCAGACGACUGAGUGCAAAGAGCCUGAGCCGGAAACAUCCGCGCCCUCUGUAGUUGAGCCAACCACCAUGACGCCAGAUGGCGCUCUUGAGCCCCACCUUGGCCACCAGGCACCAGAAGAAGAAGCCAUCCCUCAGGAGCCGAGCCAGGAGCCCGGAGCUCAGCCACCAGAAGCUAAGGCCCCCUCGAAGGGGCCGGAGGAGGAUGGGGAAGAGGCCGGUGCUCGGACCAAAGCCAAGGCCAAGCGUAGCCGUAGCAGCAGUAGCUCCUCCUCUAGCUCCUCCUCCAGCUCUUCCUCCAGUGGCUCCAGCUCCUCCUCCAGUGGCUCCAGCAGCCGCAGCAGCUCCUCGGGUUCCUCGUCCUCGUCAUCCAGCUCCCGCUCUCGCAGCCGCGAUAGGGACGGCCACGGGCGUAACCGCGAGCGCCGACGCAGGGACACAGAGCGGGAGCGCAAGAAGAGCGGUGGAGACCGCACUCGCAAGACGCCCAAGAACAGCGGGCGCGAGGGCAAAGGCUCCAAAGACAAGGGCUCCAAAUCGGACAGGAAGAGAACGACUUCCGAGGGCAACAGAUCAGGCAAGAGGUCAUCGCGGAGUGAGCGGGAUCGCAAACCUGACCGGAAGGAAAAGCGACGUUAAGAAGAAGGCAUGCAGGGCUUGUUUGUUUCUUAUCCUAAAAGUGAGGCCAUUGGAGCCAGAAGGGAAUGGUGUGUGUAUGUUUUUGGGGAAUAGCAGUGCUAUUGGAGGUAAAAAUUGCCUUAAGCUGGCUUUCUUGAUUCCUCUUGCUCAAACAGGUUUUUAAAUUUCACUCUGAAUCCAUGCUGCUUUUUCCCAUCUGAUUUAUUUUUUUCCUUCCUGACCUUUCACUCAUAAUUUUUAGAUUUUCUACAGUCUGAUUUUAAGUGAUGCACCAUGCUAUAUAUUUCAGUGCUAUACUCUUUCAAACUUUGACUCCCAGAUUGCUGGAGGCAAACGUGAGGAUGACCAAGAUGUGUUGCUAAUACUGAACAUAAGUGUCUUGGCUUCAGUAUUGUCAUUUGUCACUGUCAUGCUGUAGAGUAGUAACUUUUUUUUCUUUGCCUAGCUGUGCAGUGCCGAUAUGCAUUUACCUUUCUGUAAAUGCCAGGCUCCUGCUUUUGCGAGUAAAGUGUAAACAGGCCUGUUAUUUGAGAGAGCUGUAGACUUUUUGUAUAAAUGAAGCAUAAACUUCUUGUCGGCAUAUUAAAUUAAAAAAACAAAAAGUAAAGAA